This is a messenger RNA of Exophiala aquamarina CBS 119918, 426 nucleotides long. RefSeq lists its product as uncharacterized. The transcript has a single exon. Bases 1 to 426 code for a protein of 141 amino acids. The record is from RefSeq and is a predicted model, not a curated record. NCBI's taxonomy places the organism in Eukaryota, Fungi, Ascomycota, Eurotiomycetes, Chaetothyriales, Herpotrichiellaceae. Gene Ontology annotation, molecular function: carbon-sulfur lyase activity.
AUGGAAGGCCAAUGCCAAUGCGGCGCGAUCCGGUUCACGACGACCGUCGCUCGACCGCUGAAGGUGUACGUGUGCCACUGCCUGGAGUGCCGACGGCAGAGUGCAUCUUCUUAUGGCAUCUCUGCGAUCUUCCCGGUCUUCGAGCCGUCGUCUACCAGCGACCAGGGAUGGAACGACACUGACAAGAUCGGCGUCUACAAGCACAUCACACCCAAAGGUCGCACCAAGAGCUGCUACUUUUGCAAGAACUGCGGGACUAGAAUUAUGCAUAUUCACGAAGGCGCCAAAGCUUGUGCCGUCAAGGCGGGCUGUUUGGAGGGUAUUGAUGGUGGCAUGGUCAAGGGAGCAACGCAUAUCUGGACCAGUAGGGCCCUCAUGCCGGUGCCAGAAGGGAACGAGGCGUUUGAAGAGGACCCGCCUUCGUGA